AUGUCCCGAACGGCGUUGAUCUCAUCCGCGGUCAACUUCCUACGUGACCCAACCACGGCGUCCUCACCUCUCGCGCAAAGGAUCGCCUUCCUCGAAUCCAAAGGCCUCACAUCGCAGGAGAUUGAAAUGGCUUUAGCUCAGGCUAAUGGAUCUGCACCGGGUGGGAUGGGGGGGCCGGGGAUCAGGAUCGGAGGUCAGCAGGGUUGGGUGGUCGGUGCGAGGAGGGAGUACGAGAGGGAUUGGCGCGAUUGGUUCAUCAUGGCCGUUGUGGGAGGCACGGUAGGCUAUGUCGCGGUCAAGUUGACUCAGGUGAGUGAAAGUGUGUGUGUGUGUGUGUGUGGUGGAUCGUUCUGAGCGUGUAGCGGGUGAGGGUUAACACGGCGGCGGUGGGGUACGCCAGGCGUCACAGUGCGCUUUGGGGUGGAAGUCGACCACGGGGAGGCCAUAGGCGCUUGCAGAAGACAAGUUGCUGACGUAUACCAUGUUUUCGUCCUAGAAAUUCAUCGUGCCGCAUCUGCAACCGCCUUCCGAGUCCGAACUCGAAGCGGCGCAGAAAGCGCUCGAGGCCAAAUACGACGAAGCGGCCGAGAUGCUUCUCACAUUACAGCAAUCGACCGAUGCGUUGUCGCAAUCGCUGGAUGAGCAGAAGAGUGCGGUCGAGAAGGAGUUGGACGAAGUGAGGAAGGCCGUCGAGGAGAUGCGGGAGGGGGAAAAGAGGAGGGAGGAGUGGAGCAAGAAGGUCGGCGAUCAGGUCGAUGAGGUCGUCAGAGGGUUGCCCGGGGUGAGUUUAUGGCUGCAUACACAUACGUAUGAGUUCAAGAAUACGAUGCUGAUGCGCGGCCUCUUCCGGACUUUACAGCUUUUGGAGAAGCAAGCCUCGGCGUCGGCGCAGUCAUUGACGGACCUACAGACCGAGCUCAAGUCACUCAAAUCAUUGCUUAUCGCUCGUCGUCCUACGCCUUCAACAUCGACCUACACGCCUCCCGCCACCACCGUCGCCGCUCCGAUCGCGAACGGCUCCUCCUCCUCGUCGACUGCGGGUCCGGCCGCGAUCCCGACCGAUUCGGCGACGACGUCGAUGCCGUCGACCACUGCCGCGAGCGGAUCAAACGAUCCCACACCUCGAUCUUCCAGCCCGUUCCCCGUUCGUAAGCCCGGCAUUCCGGCAUGGCAACGCUCCGGCGCCUCGUCCGCUUCUCUCGCUUCGGAUUCGUCGAUGUCGUUGGCGACUGCGGCUGCGGAGGGAUCAGCGUCAAGCUCGGUGGGAAAGGUUAAUGAUCAGGACCCGUCCGCGAGUGGGGUGUUGGUGGAGAAGGAGGAUGCUGCACCAUCGGUAGUGGCGGGAGGUCAAAGUGAGGAGGCGUCGUCGAAAGCGACGACUGAGGAUGUCAAGGAGUGA
Microbotryum saponariae is the source of this 1399-nucleotide messenger RNA. The record is from the annotation of a GenBank genome assembly. NCBI's taxonomy places the organism in Eukaryota, Fungi, Basidiomycota, Microbotryomycetes, Microbotryales, Microbotryaceae.